UCCCCAUAGAUCAUUUGGAAUGGUGAAAAACAGCAGCAACAGCAACAACAGCAGUAACAACAGCAAAUACAUCAUCGUCGCUGUUCAUCGUUGGUUUUGUAUGUGGCGACCUCUGAAACACUUAUUGACAUUUAUCUUGAAUGAGAGAUGAAUAUUCAAUUUAUCUCAUGUUCAAUUUCUAUAGGCACACACUACCACACCAAAUUCAUCACACACUUUUCAUUCUUAUAUUCUCUUUUAUUUUUUGUGUAAAUAUAAUUUUUCGGUGUCCACAUCAUUUUUGAGGAUUUUUUUUUCAUCGAAAAACAAAAAGAAAUACGUAGCCAAUGACGAUUUUUUUUUCUGUAGACUAAAUAAUCUUUUUUGUUGUCAUUUUCUUUGAUUCAGUUUGUCGGUUUUGUCCAUUACUGAUUAUCAUAUCAAUUUAGUUUUCAAUUGUUUAUUGUGUCUUCUUUCAUCUUACACACAAUAUUACCAAUGUGCUUACUGUGCCAGUCGAACCAUAUUCUGAUACGAUUUAUAAAUCAACGACUCUAGAUAAAAUAAAAUUAUCACAUCGUUCGUAUGUGCAUUACGAAUUUAAAUCUUUGUUUGCUCUGUUCAAGUCCCACACUUUGGUUCGGAGUCUCGUUGUGUGUUUUGUGCAUUUUUCGCUGUCAUUCAAAAUAAAAAAAAACCAGCGACACGAUUAAACAUUUAUUUGAUGUGCACUUUUUUUUCGACGGAUCGACACAUUUUUGAAGUUUUGCUUUAUGUGAGGCGUGAUUGUUUUUAGGUGAAACAGAAAAUGUGGCAGUGCCAUAAAUGUUCAAAGCCAGUAUAUUUCGCUGAAAGAAAACAAUCACUGGGCUAUGAUUGGCAUCCGGAAUGUUUGCGAUGUGAAGAAUGUGGAAAGAGACUGAAUCCCGGUCAACAUGCGGAGCACAAGGGAAUUCCAUAUUGUCAUGUACCUUGUUAUGGUGCUUUGUUCGGGCCGCAAUUAUUCGGCCAUGGCACAAGAGUUGAGUCACACAAAAGUUUCGGAGCCAAAGGUUUGACACCGAAAGCUGUCAACAGUGGCCAAAUGCCAUUCCCUCGCGAACAAAUCGAAGCGAAACUAAAGCAGUACAAUCAAUACUUUGACAAUAAGAGUCAUGAAAUACGGAGCCGUGAGGUGAACGGUCGACUUAUUCUUGAAGGUGCAUUGCGCGUCUAUUGGGGUGUACAAAAUAUGAUCCAUCUGAAGGAGGACGAUGAUCAACGCACCGUGGUCACCGUUCGCAAACGGAAUUCGUGCCGCUAUUCAAAUUCAACCGAUUUCAGUUCGGAGAAAAGUUUACUAGUUCAUGGUGCAUCAGUGAAAGAGAAUCUCGAUGUAAACGAAUCAGGUGAUGUGAGCACAUCAAGUUUAGUUGAUGGCGGCGACACAACCGACAUUUCAAUGACUGAGAGCAUUUCGUUCGAUACAUGUAGUUUUAAUGAAGACAUUAAUUCGUUGACGUCUGGCCCGUCUUCCAAAGAAGUCUCACCGGACCAUCGUUACACAACACUGCCCACGAAAUUGGACGGUAAAGUUGUGGAACGUGAUGAGCUUGAUGAAUUGCUACAGGUUGAACGUCACGUUAAUAGCAAUGAAAAAAUGUAUCAAACGUUGCCAUCACCAGCAUCAUCACAGUCAAGCCCCGAGAAACAGUCAUCGAUUCAGUCAAACGUUGCGUGUGUAUCGUCAUCAACUCAACCGGAUGAUUUAUCGAAAAGUGAAUCGAAUGACAUUUCAAAAACCGAAACCGACUACAAAUCCGCUGAGACUACACGUUCAAUCACUACCGACAAUAGCACUUUAACGAAUAAAUCGAACGAUGAUGAGUUUUAUACACCAAUGAACACAUUGAAACCGGUCGAUUUUGAUGAUUUCAAGCGUCAAAUUCGCGAAGAAUUUAUUCAAAAUUCGAGUGAAUUGCAGCAUUCAAAUGAUGAUACGCUUAAAUCGAGACAACCGAUUGAUCCGUCGCGCAUCAACGAUUCACUUAAGCUAUACAGUGAGAAUAUAAUGAGUAAAAGCUUUAGCGGUGAAGCAGCAUUUAGAGAAGUGCCAUCAUCUAUUCAAUAUCAAACAUUGAAUAACAAUAAGAGUGAUUCGUCGAAUUCCACGAAUUAUGCGCUGAAAAAAUCAGGUUCGACGGCUGUGUCUUCCUCGUCCGAUCUGAGUGCUUCCACGGAUAAUGGCAUCAAUCGGUCAAGAUCGGGACCGAAUUGGUAUCGAAAUCAACAUUUAAACGAUAAUGACAGCGAUGACAGUUCAGCCACACUGAAACCGGCCACAAUCCACAAACGAUCGAUCCACAUUAAGAUGGAUUGUUAUGAUGAGAUUCGAAAUGGGGUGAGCAGCACCACCAGCGAAGCAUCAACCACCACUUUAAACACGCCGACAUCUCCACUCGACGAUGAUCUGGACGAUGAUUUGAAUGAAUGCGUUGUUGUUCUACGAAAACCGAAAACCGGCUCAACUGCAAUCAAAAGACGAUCGGGAAAUCGAAGGGCACGUGCCAAACUGAAGCGUCGCUGCUCAAUUAAUGGUCAUUUUUACAAUCGUGAAACGUCCUUCUUCACACCGCCGCACGGUUCACAGAUGAGCGUAUGGGUAACGUCGUUGGUUAGCACACAAGAGGCGGUGAAUUUGUUGCUCGAAAAAUAUAAAGUGGAUAAUCGACCGGAGAAUUUUGCAUUAUUCAUAAUUCGAGACAACGGUGAACAACGUCGUUUGAAAGAUGACGACUAUCCAUUGUUGGUGCGAACAAUGCUCGGACCGCACGAAGAUGUGGCUCGGCUAUUUUUAACCGAUGCUCACAACACAUCUGAAAUUAGCUGUGAAGUUGCUCAAUUUAUCAACUUGUCGAUCCAAGAAUGUCGCUCCAUCCUAGAUCGUUAUAACGAGGAGCAGGCAAGGGAAGUUCAAAAAAUCAAAGAAAAAUACGCUGACUUGCGCCAAAGAAUAAUUCAACGUAUGGAAUCGCUCAAAGUCCGUUUGUAAAGAAUGCUCGAUUCGCUUAACUAAACAAACCGAACAAAAAAAAUGAAGCAGAAAAAUUAUACAGAUUUUAUUGCCUGGAUGAAUAGACUAGAUGUUGUUUAUGUCUGCCAUCCAUGUUAUAAUAAAUUUAUUAAGUACGUAACUAAUUUCUAGUCUAAGCUAAUUUUUAACGAAUAGUCAAAGGAACAAAGGGAUAACUAAAAUUGAAUAUAUAAAAAUAAUCGCAAUUAUAACAAAACAAAAAAAAAUUCAUAUCGAACGAAAGCAAAUAAACAGUAACAAUAACGAUUCGAAAAAGAAGAGAAACAAGUCCAAAUGAGAGUCAAUCGAAUGUGCCGGAGCCUCCGAACGACAAAAACGUUCGUUCAAUUGUAAAAAAAAACAUAAAUAAAUACAAUUCCAAUAACUUCGUUGGCAGCACAAAUGAACGAUUAAGUCUAUUUUAACAUUAGUAAAUUUUAAAAUAAAUGCAAAAUGUUUAAAAUAAUCCGAAA
Molecule: messenger RNA, 3504 nt
Organism: Sitodiplosis mosellana (orange wheat blossom midge)
Lineage: Eukaryota; Metazoa; Arthropoda; Insecta; Diptera; Cecidomyiidae
Gene: Rassf
Exons: 6
Coding region: 788-3010 (740 amino acids)
Biological process (GO): signal transduction
Source: RefSeq, a predicted model, not a curated record